AUGGUCUACAUACUAGUACAGAACUCGGGCAGAGUGGAGGCGUGGAAGGUGGCUAUCCAAGACGACCCGGACACCAACCAAGAUACAGGCGGUGUAGGAAAGGAGGCGUGGACCGGCACAGCAACCUGUCUUGUCCACGCAGGAUGCAUCACCAGCGUCGUGCCGUUCGCGACUGCCGACGGUGGUGCAGAGAGAAUAAUGAUUACAAGAUCGGACUUUGACGCAGCGUGGGUGGUAGAGACGGUAGACGUCGUGUCUCCUGACACCAGCGUGCAUCUUGUGGACGAGCUACGCCUCAUCCCUUCAGGGCCCGGUCUGCAGGCUAGCCAUCACACCAUUACUUAUCCUGUUGGUGUUGUCGCCGAAGGCAGAGGCUAUCACGUCCAGGCCUUCGUACACACACCGUUGGAACCAAAAGACACAUCUCAACCCUGUCGUCGUCGUCGGAAAUACCCAGUAAUGGUUCUCAUACACAGCGGGCCCAACGACGCUCACCGUGAAGCGUGGUCGGUGACCUGGAACCCUCUCUUGUGGACCAGCAGGGGUUUCGUCGUCAUCGCGCCGAACAUCAGUGGCUCCGUCGGCUUUGGACUGCCGUUUGCGCAUUCCAUCUUCCAGCAAUGGGGCGGCAGGCCGUACGAUGACAUCGUUGCCCUGCUGGACUGGCUUGCCUUGAACAAAGACGGCGUCGUCGAGGACUGCCAGAUCGACACAGACAAGGUCCUCUGCAGUGGAUACAGUUAUGGCGGCUAUCUGGUAAACUGGAUAGCCGGCCAGCAGAGUCGGAGUCAGGGUCAGACGAACAACAACAGCAUUAAGUUCCGCGCCCUCACGGUUCACGGCGGCGUGUUCUCUCCCCGGGGCCUACUGGGCAGCGACCUCCCUCUGGCCUUCGCCUACGACUUUGGGGGCUUUCCGUGGGAGGGGGAGGAGGGGGAGGGCAAGGACGAUGAUAAAAUCAACAGCUGGACCCGAUGGGAUCCCGCCCGCUUUGCGCGAAACUGGAGGACGAUGAUAAAAUCAACAGCUGGACACGAUGGGAUCCCGCCCGCUUUGCGCGAAACUGGAGGACGCCCAUGCUGUUUACUCACGGCAGCGAGGACUUUCGCGUCCCCGUGA
This is a messenger RNA of Colletotrichum destructivum, 1119 nucleotides long. RefSeq names its product Putative peptidase S9, prolyl oligopeptidase, catalytic domain, alpha/Beta hydrolase. NCBI's taxonomy places the organism in Eukaryota, Fungi, Ascomycota, Sordariomycetes, Glomerellales, Glomerellaceae. The record is from RefSeq and is a predicted model, not a curated record. Gene Ontology annotation, molecular function: serine-type endopeptidase activity. Gene Ontology annotation, biological process: proteolysis. Bases 1 to 1119 code for a protein of 372 amino acids. The transcript has a single exon.